AUGUUAUUAGCUUAUGAUAAAAUCAAACAAGAGAGGCGAAGUGGAAUUAUUAAGAUAAUUAUACUUAUCAUUGUUUGUAUUUCUUGCUUGUGCUUAUCUGUUUCAGUGAUUCAUAAGAAUGGAUUAAUGAAUACAAUUCAAGCGGAAAACAGACCAGAUCAUCCAAAAUUCAUUCAAAUUACUAAUGCUCCGAUGGAAGCUUGGCUUAAUAAUAAUGGAAAAGAGGAAUUUCGUACAAGUAUUUCUUUUUAUAAUAUUGUUGGUAAUGAUCAGAAGUUCCCACCAGGCCAGGAUCUACGUGGAAAGUUCUGGGAAUUCCAAAUCAAAGACUAUAGCGGAACGACAGCUGUCAACUACAUUUCAAAUGGUCCAUUAACAACAAAUAACAUCACAUUCGAAGUUCUUACAGAUAAUCAGCAAACACAUAAUGAUAAGCAAUUUUGCCAGCGUACACCCAAUACAUGGAAGCACUUUGUUGAAAAAUACCCAGAUUAUCGUUGGUAUUUCAGAGGAACACAUGAUACAUUUGUCAAUUGGAAGUAUCUUUUGGAACUUAUACAAGAACUUGAAUCCAAAUACGACCCAAUGAAGGAAGUAGCUUUAGCCUACAAUUGUCAUGAAUACAAUCACAAAUUAUAUCCUCAUGGCGGUACAGGCUACCUGUUUUCGAACUUCGCUGUUCGUCAGUUCCUUAAAAGAGAGUCUGAAUUCCGCUCUAUUUGCUUGGGAAGUGCAGAUGACGUUGCUUUCAAUUAUUUCUUACAGAUUCAAUCCAUCAAAGUCGAGGAUUGGAUGAGCAAUAAAUUUAUCGUUACGUGGCCAAAUACUGAAACAGAUAUCAUUAUGAAGAGACAAUACGAAAGAGUUGCACAAUGUCCUAAGGUUUAUCGCUUGUUCUCGAAUGCUGCACCAAUGCUGCCAUGCCCUUGCAGAACUGCGGCUUCAAUUCACAUGCAUAGGGUUCCAAUGCCUCAAGCAUGGGAAAUUCUGCAAAAUACACCAAAGAAUUUUGCUGUAACGUACUUGAACCCUGAUACACCAACAUUCUGCAAACUUUCGAAGUAA
This is a messenger RNA of Trichomonas vaginalis G3, 1065 nucleotides long. RefSeq names its product beta1,3-galactosyltransferase family. The record is from RefSeq and is a predicted model, not a curated record. NCBI's taxonomy places the organism in Eukaryota, Parabasalia, Trichomonadida, Trichomonadidae. The coding region runs from base 1 to 1065 and encodes 354 amino acids. The transcript has a single exon.